AUCCAGCCCAGAAAGUGCGAGCUUAGCGCAGAGUGCCGCGGCAGCUCAGGAGGAGGGCGAGCGGGAAGAUGCUGAGGGAGGAAGAAGAAGAGCUGUAGAAGCGCCGCGCAUCAUCAGGAUAGUCGCUUUUUCUUCACUUCCUGUUUGGCAAUCGGGACGUCCGCGUGUGGCACUUGUAUGGCCUGCUGAGGGAGGAAGAGGAGGAAGAGGAGGCGGGGGGGCCAGGGCCCGGCAGGCGAGCGAGCGAGCGAGCAUGGCGGUGGCGUUGGAAGCCGUUUGGCUGAGAGUGAAAAACGUCUGCAAACAAAAUGGCCUCCUCAUCAUGUCCGUGCUGGCCGUGGUCAUCGGGUGCCUCCUGGGAUUCUUCCUCAGGACGCGCCGACUCUCCGAGCAGGAAGUGAAAUAUUUCCAGUUUCCUGGCGAGCUGCUGAUGAGGAUGCUGAAGAUGUUGAUUCUGCCUCUCGUCGUGUCCAGUUUGAUGUCGGGCCUGGCGGCGCUGGAUGCCAAGUGCUCUAGUCGUCUGGGCCUGAUCACCGUGUCCUACUAUCUGUGGACCACCUUUGUGGCCGUCGUCGUGGGCAUCUUCAUGGUGUCCAUCAUCCACCCGGGCGGCGCCGCCCAGAAGGAGGACUCGGAGGACAGCGCCAAGCCCAUCAUGAGCUCGGCGGACGCGCUGCUCGACCUCAUCCGAAACAUGUUCCCGGCCAACCUGGUCCAGGCUACCUUCCAACAGGCCACCGCCACGGUGCGUGUCGCUCUGUGCUUUGCGUCAGUAUCGGACCAGCAGCGAGUACACCCUACAGACCGAGGCCACGCCGGAGCCCGGCACGCCGCGACCGCUCAUCUACGGCAUCCGGGACGACAACGGGAGCGACGUCCGCAACUUCUCACUCGACCUGACUCCGCCUCCGAACGUGCUCGUAAGAACCAAGGAGGGAACCAGCGACGGCAUGAACGUCCUCGGCAUCGUCAUUUUUUCAGCCACCAUGGGUAUCAUGCUGGGCAGGAUGGGUCCAAACGGGAGCGCCCUGGUCAACUUCUGCCAGAGUUUGAACGAGGCUGUGCUCAAAAUUGUCGCCAUUGUUAUUUGGUACUUUCCGUUCGGGAUCGUGUUCCUGGUGGCGGGCAAGAUCCUGGAAAUGAGCGACCCGUCGGCCAUGGGCAAGAAGUUGGGCUUCUACGCCGUCACGGUUGUCUUCGGCCUGGUGCUCCACGGCCUCUUCAUCCUGCCCGCCAUGUACUUCUUCAUCACCAAGAAGAGUCCCAUCGUCUACAUCCGCGGAAUCCUCCAGGCGCUGCUCAUCGCCCUGGCCACCUCGUCCAGUGCCUCCUGGAGAACAACCACAUCGACCGGCGCAUCAUCCGCUUCGUGCUGCCCGUGGGCGCCACCAUCAACAUGGACGGGACCGCGCUCUACGAGGCCGUGGCCGCCAUCUUCAUCGCGCAGGUCAACAACUACGAGCUGGACUUCGGACAGAUCAUCACCAUCAGGUCGUUGGGACCCCACAGAACCUUUCAACCUCACUUCCUCAUCACGGCCACGGCCGCCAGCAUCGGCGCAGCGGGCAUCCCCCAAGCGGGCCUGGUUACCAUGGUGAUCGUGCUGACCUCCGUGGGCCUGCCGACCGACGACAUCAGCCUGAUCAUCGCCGUGGAUUGGGCGCUAGACCGCUUCCGCACCAUGGUCAACGUCAUGGGCGACGCCCUGGCCACCGGAAUCAUGGCGCACAUUUGCAGGAAGGACUUCAUCAAGGAGGGAGACGGGAGUCUCAUGUCCUGUUUUUUGACUUCCCGCUUCUCCACUUCCUGUUUCCCGACUGGGCGGCGGCGCGCAGGUGCCGCUCAUCUGCGAGAGCCGCCCCGGCGCCGUCGCGGCGCCUCCGCUCGCGAACUGUCACAACACCAACGGCAACUAUCGCCUGCCGUUCACGCACGCGGCGGUCCCGCCCGACGUGGCGCGCCUCAUGCGGUUGGAGGAGGGCGUGCGGCCGCCGCCCGACACGAGGAAGCCCCGUGUCCCCCCGCGACACCCAAAGAAGAACAAAGACCACUGCGCGGUGGACAUGAACGGUCUGGAGACCAACGUGUGACGAGCGCAACUCGAAGGGUGGGGACAUCCGCCGCUCCUCCGUCUUUGUUCCCGUUUCCAUCGAGGGAAGUCCAGAAGAACACGUGUUGUUCUCCAGGUGGACCGGAACCAGAAGCAGAACCCGACUACUGCUGCUGCUGCUGUGAGGACGGAGCUUGCGGAUCCAUGAGGGACAAAGUCACGUGUUUGAUUCUGCCUUAAGACUCCCGGAGCUGCGACACGCUCACCAGUCCAGCGCACUGUUGAUCUGCCGUCCAUCCAUCCGUCCAUCCACCAAUCUGUCCGUCCGGGAAUGCCACCGUGGUGGUUCAGGAAAGUCCGGACAUCAGACUUUAGUCUCUUCAGGCCGGAGCUGGCUAACAGUUAGCAAUUGAGCACCAACUAAAAUGUUCAUUGGUGAACAAGAGGGAAAAAAAAAAAAGUUAACACGGGUGGCGACCGGUUAGCACUUCUGUCUCACAGUUCUAAGGUUGCGGGUUCAAAUUCGGCCCCGCCUGUGUGGAGUUUGUAUGCUCUCCUCGUGCCUGCGUGGCUUUUCUCCGGGUACUCCGCUUUCCUCCCACAUCACAAAAACACGCACCGUAGGUUAACUGAAGACUCUAAAUUGCCCGUAGGUGUCAAUGUGAGUGCGAUUGGAUGUUUGUUUCUAUGUGCCCUGCGAUUGGCUGGCGACCGGUUGAGGGUGAACCCCGCCUCCUGCCCAAAGUUAGCUGGGAUAGGCUCCAGCAUACCCGCGACCCGAGCCGGGAUAAGCAGUGAGAAAAUGAACGGAUGGAAUUUAACAUAGCUGAAUGGCAAUUUUUGAUGAUGUCAUCAGGGCAUUGAAUCGAUCGCAAGUGGACCGAACAGUGCAGCGAUCGAGUCCGUGCCCCGAGAGUGGAACCAACUGGAUGGACGAGAUCGUUCACGGGCAUCGCCGUAAGAUCAUAGCACUUCCUAGGCACUAGAGGGGAUUGCUAUGAUAUGCUGUGAUCUCCUCCAUCCAUCUCUCUGCAUUGUUGGAAAAUACUGACGCUAAUAAAAAAAAAAAAUGGACUUUUAUGUGCAUGUCUUUAUUUUUCACAUCUUGUUAAGGUCUCAAUAUUAAAGGAGUAUGUUUU
Messenger RNA from Phycodurus eques (leafy seadragon), 3189 nucleotides. RefSeq names its product solute carrier family 1 member 7b (gene slc1a7b). Gene Ontology annotation, molecular function: L-glutamate transmembrane transporter activity; neutral L-amino acid transmembrane transporter activity; glutamate:sodium symporter activity. The transcript is spliced from 11 exons. Bases 254 to 2290 code for a protein of 678 amino acids. Gene Ontology annotation, biological process: L-glutamate transmembrane transport. NCBI's taxonomy places the organism in Eukaryota, Metazoa, Chordata, Actinopteri, Syngnathiformes, Syngnathidae. The record is from RefSeq and is a predicted model, not a curated record. Gene Ontology annotation, cellular component: plasma membrane.